Parus major (Great Tit) is the source of this 3909-nucleotide messenger RNA. RefSeq names its product ADP-ribosylserine hydrolase (gene ADPRS). NCBI's taxonomy places the organism in Eukaryota, Metazoa, Chordata, Aves, Passeriformes, Paridae. The transcript has 6 exons. The coding region runs from base 22 to 1134 and encodes 370 amino acids. Gene Ontology annotation, cellular component: nucleus; mitochondrion. The record is from RefSeq and is a predicted model, not a curated record.
GAAGGCGCCGCGCACGGCAAGAUGGCGGCGGCGGGUCCUGCCUCAGGCCCCGGGCAGCUCCUGGCUCGUCCCCGGCCGGGCCUCGCUCGGUUCCGGGGCUGCUUGGCCGGGGCAUUGUUGGGUGAUUGCCUGGGAGCUGUUUUCGAAGGCAGGAGCGUCGUGAAGCUGCCGGAGCUGCUGAGUUUCCUCAAAGGGCUGGAACCGGCGCCGCCUGAGGAGGGAGGGGAAGCGGCGGGGAGCACACGUGGAGAGUUGCUGCCAUACACGGACGACACGGCCAUGAGCAGGUCGGUGGUGCAGUCACUGCUGGCCAAGCAGGAGUUCGAUGAGGUUGACAUGGCCAAGAGGUUUGCCGAGGAAUACAAGAAGGAGCCCAACAGGGGCUAUGGGAUGGCCGUGGUCAAUGUCUUCAAGAAGCUCCUGAGCCCCAAGUGCAAUGACGUGUUUGAGCCCGCUAGAGCCCAGUUCAAUGGGAAGGGUUCCUACGGGAAUGGCGGGGCCAUGAGAGUGGCCGGCAUCUCCCUUGUCUACUCUGAUGUCCAGGAUGUCAAGAAGUUUGCGAAGCUGAGUGCAGAGCUGACCCACGCCAACUCCCUGGGCUACAAUGGGGCCAUCCUGCAGGCCCUGGCUGUGCACCUGGCACUGCAGGAAGGGCUCAGCAGGGAAACCUUCCUGGAGCAGCUCAUCUGCCACAUGGAACACGUGGAGGCAAAUGACAAGUCUCUCAGUGAUGCCCGAGCGCUGGGGUUUGAGGAUUUACCAUUUUCCAGGCGUCUAAAGAAAAUCAAGGAAUUUUUGGAGCUCAGCAGUGUUCCCAAAGAAGAUGUAUUGUUUGAGCUGGGCAAUGGCAUCGCUGCACUGCGCUCCGUCCCCACUGCCAUUUACUCCUUCCUGCGCUGCAUGGACACUGAUCCUGACAUUCCUGACCACUACAACGCCCUGCAGAGAACCAUCAUCUUCUGCAUCUCCCUGGGGGGAGACACAGACACCAUCGCCACCAUGGCAGGGGCCAUUGCUGGUGCCUAUUACGGGGAGGAGCAGGUGCCCCCGAGCUGGGAGCAGAGCUGUGAGGCUUUCCAGGAGACCCAGAGGAUGGCCAAGAGCCUCUAUGAACUCUACUGCCAGCGGCUCUGAGCUCUGGGGCAGCACCAGGGCUUUUCUGAAGGCGAAGGGAUGGUCAGCUCUGCUUCUCCGGUCAGACCCAGUGGUGGAUCUGCACCAUCGGCCAACGCCAGCAAGCCUCACCUGGGAAGGGUGCUUGCUGCUGAGAGCUGGGAGCCAGCGCCAGCUUGGAAAAGAGGGGACAUCCCCUUCAGUCACAGAUCAGCCGGGAAGUGGCUGCACUUGGACAGUGGGUGAAGCUCCCUCAGUGUACAUAAGUGUCUCAUUUCCAUAGGAUUUCUGCUGCUUGUUUUGUCCACCAUUGUGCCAUUUGUCAUUGCAGUUACUGGCAGGUGUCUGAAUCUGCAAACAUUUUCCCUCUUUUACUCUGCUCCUGUGUCCAUGGGCUGUUUUGGUGGUCAGUGGCUUGUCCAGUGGCUUUGGGAGGAUCCACACUCCUGGUACAGCAGCAGGUCAUCCUCAGCUGGCCAAAUAAGGGAUGUCACAAGAGUCACCAGAGAGGCCUGGUGGCCCAGGUGUCACCUAUGCUGAAUUAGGAUUAUGGAGUGUAGAUUUCUGGGAAGGUUUGUUGCCUUAAAGGCAGAAUGAGAAGGGCCAGUGAAGGGAGAAGGGAUUUCUUUGCAUUGCUGAUGGCUCUGUGAGAGACCUUUGAUGCCUGCAGACAAUCUUGGCUGGCUCAUUGUCCCUGCUGGGAGAGGGUGUCACUAAUUGCUGCUCUCUUCCUGGUCUUUGACCCUAUGAUCCAGCAGGCACCUGCUGUAUUUGUGCCCCCUUGCACAGCUGCUGUUACACUGCUGCAGCCACUCUGGCUGCUCCCGUGUUCCUAAUCCAUGCAUCCCGUAUAUGCCCAGAGCACCAGGUGACAUUCCUGUUUAAAUUACAGAGUAUCCCAAACUGAAACAGAUCCACAUAACAGUCCAGUUUCUGUGGAGUGCAGAUCUGGGAGUGGAGGUAGUACAGGGAUAGAAUGCCUGGUUCUGCUGCAGACAGCCACAAAGUGACUUGAGUAGGAUGCAGGAGGUCACUUAUCACACUCUUAGCCUCUGUACUUGGUAAAAACUGCCCCAAAAUUAAAGGGAAAGGUGGGUUAAUUGGGGACAUCAGUAUUUAAAAGAAGCUGGUGCUGGUGGCCAAGAACAUUCUAGCAAAAACUGUGUUCCAGAAUUUUACAUUUAAAACCUUUUCCUAGUGGAGCUGGUCAAAAAGGGAGAAACAGCUUGGGAAUGGCACAUCUAGAAAGGGUUGGAAACUUUUUAAUAUUGAAAACAAAAAGUCAUCAUAUGGAAAUGUUUAUAAACUUAAAUGUGACAGUGUAACUCUUGUUAUUUCUCCAGUAUGUCUUGUGACACUGGGAAAUGGCCAUGGUGCUCCCCAGUGGUGUCAGCACAUGGUGGCUGUGUCAGGCUGCAUGCACAUGGCGGGAUCUGGCUGCCACAGGUCCUUCCAGUUUUCCCUGUAGUCUGCUUCCUUCAAGUUCCAGUCUUUUGUGUGAUGCUCUAAAUGGGUUUUCCUUGUAUAAAUGGAUUCUUGUCUUGGGAAUAUGUGGAAUUUUUGUCUGUUGUAUAUUUUUGUAUUGUGCUGUAAAAUAUCAGGUUUUCUACAUUAUUCUGCCAGAGGGGCUACCAGGUUAAUGUAAUUAUGUAAAAGAAGAUAUUUUUCUUUUCUUUAAAAGAAGAAGCAGAUUUAUAAUUUUAAAUGUUUGGAACUCCUGACAAGCAAAGAGCUCCUGUUUAAAGACUAAAGCCCUAGUUUCCUUGGAAAGAAGUAAAAUCCCUCAGUUAUCUUUGUUAAGUAGCCACUGCUUUGGUGUUUUCACUCCAGUCAUGAGGUUGUGCAUCCUCAGUGCCAAGAGGACCAGGAGUGGUUCUUGGUACAAGGGUGAGUUGAUGCUGGGCAUUGCAGGGAGGGCCUUUGGAAAGGCCCCUUUUCCUUAGCCUGUGGAGGGACUUCAGGUGCUGAAAUCCAGCAUGUGAUGAUGGUGCAGAGACCAGGGAAUUCACUUGGAGCCUCAUUAGGCAGGAGGAUGGCUUGCUCCUUGGAAUGAGCUUUUGAAGGUGCCUGUGUGUCAGCCAAGCUUCCCUGGAAAAGUUUUGCCUCUGCCAGCUGAGAUCAGGUGGGAAAAUUCUUCUGUUUGGACUGUGCGCCUGUGAAGGUGCUUUACAGGUAAGUCACCAGUUUUGAGUGUUCCUGACUCACUCAGGAUGGAGGCUGGCUGUGCACAAGGUGUGUGAUGUAGGAUAAAAAAAAUUAUGAGAAAAAAAACACAUGGAAAGGAAAGGGAAUUCCUAAGGGAAUUCAACUUGAGUCACUCAAAUUAAAAAUCACCAGCUGUAAGGAUAUGGAUUUCAACCUUUUCUAAAACUGAAUUUCUGGAGUCUUAAUCACAAGAAGCAUGCAAUAAUGUUUUGCAUAAGGCUGUUAAUUAGGGAAUGUGCUGGGAAUGAGCGAGACGAUUUGAGGUGGGAAUACAGUGUAAGAGAACUGUAUGAGAUAGAUUAAGUCCCAGGACAAAGCACAGCUGAGCCCACCCUCUAUACAGUAAGUUUUAUUGAUGUUUGUCAAUACAAUCAAGUACUGCAGUUUUAGUUGUGAAGAGCAGGUCAGUUUUGGGUCACAAAGAGUGCAUUUUAAACCAACUUUUACUAGGACAGUGCAUGUAGUAUUUACAAAACUAAAAACCUCUAUAUACUAGGUUAGAAAUGAAGAUACUAGAGGCAAAUUUUAAAAAAAAAUAGUAAGAAUUUGUAUAUAAAAAUGCACAACUAAUGCAGUUUUCAGCAUUAAAAA